AUGAGCUUAUUACAGCCAGCCAUGUUGAACAAACAAAAGUUUACGUCGGGACACAUUAGGUCUCGGUCGUAUAAUGAGCUUUUGAAUCAAUUCAAGGACAUAGCCGAAACCGGCGCCAUCGCAGCAGCUGCAGCUGUGUACAAGAAACGUGCUCGCGAAGAGCCCUCAAUGAACAUACAGUCGAAGCGUUCCAGAACUGCCCCUCCAUCUCCCCCAUCUCCCCCAUACGAAUCUGCAUCUUCUCCUUUAUCAUACUCGCUUUCAAUCAAACCGACCAAGUAUUCUAGAUCUCUCAGAUCCCGGUCGUUGUCGCCAAACAAGAGAUUUAAUCCAAUCUCACCCUCCCACUCACCCAACUCGUCCCCAGUCUCCCAACCAUCGCAACCAGAAAAGAUCAAGCUUCCAGGUAUCUCGUCGGUGUUGAACUCCGCUAUUGCCAAAGAUACCAAGCUUAAGCCAAUUGCACCCACGGUUUCGUUAGACUAUUUCGACACAUACAAGCCCAACGACGAAAACUGGAGGUACGAGCUUCUCGAUACUAUCAACAGAGGGUCCAAGCACUUCAAUUUGGACCAGUACAACUACUUGAACAAGGUAAAGCCCACUCCGUUGCCGUUGCCCUCGUACAAGCCCAGCUUCGACACGCGGAUCAGCUCCAAGAUCGCCAAGCCGCCUGUGCUUCCCAGCAUCAACCAGAUCCACCAUUCGGAGAGGAAGAUCAACUUCCCCUACGAGUCCAGCUAUACGUACUUGAACAAGACCUACUUGAACGACGUUGAAAAAUAUCCGGAAUAUUUAGAGUUGGCCCAGUCAUUGAUCCAGUUGUCGAAACCGGGUCACCCCCAGACGGCGUACGAGCCACCAUCUCCACGCCACGAGACACUCCCACCACGCCAGCCUCCAUCGCCUCUUGCACAUGCCCAAGUUCCAGUGCAGACCCAGCCAUCGCCAGUGCCUCAGGUCGCCAGCUACUAUUCUCCUCCCACGUCCCAUGAGCAGGUGCUCCAGCCUCCUGCUGUGGUGACGCCCACCAAGAGUCCUGUCCACAGCCACAAGUUCAUCCCCAUUUCGCCCCAGCUGGCCAAGAAGCCCAAGUCCGACGUCACCAAGUCGCCUCCCAAGCAACACGGAACCAAUCCCAGAGUGUGUAUCUCGUGUGGCUCGGAACAGUCGCCAUGCUGGAGGCCGUCGUGGUCCAUCAAGGAGGGCCAGUUGUGUAAUUCGUGUGGUUUAAGAUACAAGAAGACUUCUGCCAGGUGUCUCAACAAAAGCUGCAAAAAGAUUCCCGCCAAGGGCGAGUGGUCGCUCAUGCAAAGCAAGGGCAAAAUCAGCUUUGAGGAUGGCGAGGUGGGCCACAGCUGCUUGGAGUGUGGGUGGCGAGUGGAGGUGAAGAACUAG
Suhomyces tanzawaensis NRRL Y-17324 is the source of this 1398-nucleotide messenger RNA. RefSeq names its product DNA-binding transcription repressor (gene ASH1). The transcript has 3 exons. The record is from RefSeq and is a predicted model, not a curated record. NCBI's taxonomy places the organism in Eukaryota, Fungi, Ascomycota, Pichiomycetes, Serinales, Debaryomycetaceae. Bases 1 to 1398 code for a protein of 465 amino acids. Gene Ontology annotation, biological process: regulation of DNA-templated transcription. Gene Ontology annotation, molecular function: sequence-specific DNA binding; zinc ion binding.